This is a messenger RNA of Torulaspora globosa, 2538 nucleotides long. It is a transcript of the gene DOA4, whose product is annotated as ubiquitin-specific protease DOA4. The transcript has a single exon. Lineage: Eukaryota; Fungi; Ascomycota; Saccharomycetes; Saccharomycetales; Saccharomycetaceae. Gene Ontology annotation, biological process: protein deubiquitination. The coding region runs from base 1 to 2538 and encodes 845 amino acids. Gene Ontology annotation, molecular function: cysteine-type deubiquitinase activity. The record is from RefSeq and is a predicted model, not a curated record.
AUGACAAACAUGAAAUGUGGCACUACAGUCACGGUUUCAACGAAACGUUGCAAAACGCUGGCCAGGCUAUCUGGCAUAGCGGAACAAUUUCUGAUGCAGGAUAGCUCAUCUAAUGGAGGAAAAGACCAAGACAUGAUGGGAUUACUACAGAGGUGUUUGGACAUUCUGGAGACGUACAGGGAUGAAUACAGAAAGUUGAGGGAUGGAGAGCAGCAUGUCACGCAAGACCAGAUCUAUGAGAUCUAUGAGUCUUGCUACGUUUAUUACAAGAUAGUUCACAAUACGGUGCUGAAUAAAGUGCCAAACCUAGAGGAGUUUCAGAUAAUCAAGAAACAAGCGAACCCGAACGACCAAAAACUUAUGGAAGUGUACAACAUGUUAGUGAAAAGUCUUCUGAAGGAUGAGAGAAUUGGUCAUAUAAAGUCUUUUCUGAAAGAGCAUUCGAUGUCGGCAGUUGAUGAUGCCGUUAGGUCAGGCGGCGCGAUUACAAGCUCGCAAUUGCAGAGUAUACUGGAUGCUUGGGAUGACGCGACGCUACUGAUCGAUCUGCGACAAAGAGCAGAAUUCACUGAGAUGCAUAUCAGGGCUAAGAAUGUCAUUUGCAUUGAACCGAUAUCAUUCAAGGACACAUAUACUGAUUUGGACAUUGAGAAAAAAUCGUUGAUCACCUCGCCCAAGAAUGAAAUAGAACUGUUUCGUGCCAGGGAUAAAUUUAGAUUCAUUGUGCUUUACACCAAGAAGGAUAUAGGCAAAUCCAGCCACGAUUUUUAUGUCCAGCAGGAAACAGUGCUAUUGAAUCUGCUAUUAAGCAAGACCUUUGCUAAGCCUCUCUCUGAGAAAACUAAAGUUUGCUUUUUGGAAGCUGGUAUUUCAAACUGGGUAUUGGAAGGAAGAAAUUGCACGAAUGGUUCGAUAGCGGACGCUCAAGGCAGUUCCCAUAUCAAUAUCUCGAAACCACUGCCAAGCCCACAUGGUGCUCGGCCACUGCCGAAUCACAGUUAUUCUAAAAGCCUUUCACUACCACAAAGCUUACCCUUAUCUGCCCAUUGCGGGGGAAGCAAUGCCGCUAAAUCAGCGACGUAUUUUUCAUCGCCGUUCCCUUCUAGCUCUCCCAGUUCCUCUCCUCAACUGAGCCCUUCGCCUCAUGCUUUCAAAAACGGUGGAUCUGCGCUGUAUCCAGCUGCACCAUUACUGGUUGAUGGCAGCGGAACGCGCACUCAUGAUGUUGUUCUGCCCCAGGAUGGAAAGGAUCUGGAGGCUGCUAUCCAAAAGCAACGCUCCCCACUGGCACCGAUGGUGCGAGUAGCUCAGGGGAAUGCGAAAGUUCCCGUUAACCUCAAUGGAAAUUCAAAACCACCUAGCCAGCCAAUACCGUCGUUGCCCCAAUUACCACACAACUCUGGUUUCAACCUUCCGCCGCUGAAAAAAUACGAUCCGGAUUUUACCGUUGGGCUCGAGAAUAUGGGGAACUCCUGCUACAUCAACUGCAUCGUGCAAUGUUUGUUGGGGACCCACGAACUUACUAAUAUAUUCCUGAAUGGAUCGUUUGAGAAGCACAUAAACAUGAACAGCAAGCUCGGAUCCAAAGGUGUCCUGGCUAGAUACUUCGCCAAGUUGAUUCAUUCGAUGUAUAGGAACGGAUCUUUCAGACUUCAUGAAAGAACUAAGCCGGUUCAACCCAUGCAGUUCAAGAUGGCUUGUGGUUCGAUAAACUCUCUUUUCAAGGAAUCUGGUCAACAAGAUUGCCAAGAGUUCUGUCAGUUUCUUUUAGAUGGUUUGCAUGAAGACCUUAAUCAGUGUGGGGGAAAUCCUCCUUUAAAGGAAUUAUCUGAUGAGGCAGAAAAAAUGAGAGAAAAGUUGUCUUUAAGAAUUGCCUCAUCCAUUGAAUGGGAAAGGUUUCUUACCACUGACUUUAGCGUGAUUGUUGACCUGUUCCAAGGGCAGUAUGCAUCCCAACUGAAGUGCCAGGUGUGUGGCCGCACGUCGACAACAUACCAACCAUUCUCUGUGCUCUCAGUUCCGGUUCCACGGGCGAAGUCAUGCAACUUGCUGGAUUGUUUUAGGGAGUUCACCAAGAUCGAAAAGCUUGAGAAAGAAGAAGAAUGGUCUUGUCCCCAGUGCAAGAAGAAGCAAUCUUCGACGAAGAAGCUCACAAUAACACGUUUGCCUCGAAAUCUGAUUAUCCAUUUGAAAAGAUUUGAUAACAUGUUGAAUAAGAACAAUGUUUUUGUGCAGUAUCCUCUGUGCUUGGAUUUGACGUCAUAUUGGGCUAACGAUUUCGACGGCAGGUUACCGCCUGGUGUGACUGACGAAUUGCCAGCCAGAGGACAAGUACCUCCGUUCAAUUACAAGCUGUACGGUGUAGCAUCCCAUUUUGGAAGUCUAUAUGGUGGUCAUUACACCUCAUAUGUUUACAAGGGCCCAAAUAGAGGAUGGAUAUAUUUUGAUGACACGAGUUAUCGUCGCACAAAGACUGCCACGGAGUGCAUCACGCCUAAUGCUUAUGUACUAUUUUAUCAUAGAGUCUAUCAAAAUUGA